AAAAUCUAAAAAGCAAUAGAAGAGGUAAAAAAUGUAGAUGCCAACAAGCCACUGAAAAAUACACUAAAAACUUCCGUCCCCACUCACUGAUAUUUCAUUUCAAUUUGCUUCUCUGCAUUUCUCGCUAUGGCCGCCACACUAACUCCAAUUCAUACCUUCAAAUUCUCCCAUUCUCACUCUCUUUCUCCAUUUUCACUUCAACUAAAUUCAACCACUCUCUUCUUCCCAACAACAUCCACUCCCCGCCGCAACAAACUCACCCUCUCCGCCGCAACUUCUGCUGACACAACCGUUUCCUCCAACGGUCCCGUCACUUCCCCUUCUCGAUCAAAGGUUCGGAGACAUACUAUUUCGGUGUUCGUUGGCGAUGAGAGUGGAAUGAUUAAUCGGAUUGCUGGAGUGUUCGCGAGAAGAGGAUACAACAUUGAGUCACUAGCUGUUGGUCUUAAUCAAGAUAGGGCUCUUUUCUCAAUUGUUGUUUCUGGAACCAAUAGGGUUUUACAACAAGUUGUUGAGCAGCUUCAGAAGCUUGUCAAUGUUUUGAAGGUAGAAGAUCUUUCAAAUGAACCACAGGUAGAACGUGAAUUGAUGCUCUUAAAGGUGCAUGCAGAUCCCCAAAACCGUGCUGAGAUUAAGUGGUUGGUGGACACCUUCAGAGGCAAGAUUGUGGACAUCUCAGAAAAUUCCGUGACAAUUGAGAUUUUGUCUGUCUUUGAUAGAGACCCAAGUGAGGCUGAUAAUGAAAAAGGGAUUUGGUCAUCAGUAAAUUCCGAUCUAGUCUCUGACCUUCUCUUUUCUUUUGACAUGUUUGCUUGUGUGAAGGGGGAUGUUUAUCCUAUAGAGCCUUCAGACAGUUUUACAGUCAAUCAAGUACUCGAUGCUCACUGGGGUGUUCUCAACGAGGAGGAUACAAGCGGAAUUCGAUCACACACUUUAUCCAUGCUCGUGAACGAUGCUCCCGGAGUUCUGAACUGUGUCACAGGGGUCUUUGCUAGAAGGGGCUAUAACAUUCAGAGUUUAGCUGUAGGACAUUCAGAAGUUGAAGGAGUUUCUCGGCUUACAACUGUGGUUCCUGGUACAGAUGAGUCAAUCAGCAAGUUGGUGCAGCAGCUCUAUAAGUUAGUGGAGCUGCAUGAGGUCCGUGAUAUAACCCACGUGCCAUUUGCUGAGAGAGAAUUGAUGCUAAUAAAGAUUGCUGUAAAUGCUGCUGCACGACGUGAUGUCCUUGAUAUUGCCAGCAUUUUCAGGGCUAGAGCUGUUGACGUGUCCGAUCAUACAAUAACCCUUGAGCUUACUGGAGAUCUGGACAAGAUGGUUGCAUUGCAGAGAUUGUUAGAACCCUAUGGCAUUUGUGAGGUGGCACGAACCGGACGCAUAGCACUGGUCCGCGAUUCAGGCGUGGACUCCAGGUAUCUGCGUGGAUACUCUUUUCCUUUAUAAUCUCUUCGUUCGGGCAAAGGAAGGCACACUUUUUGGGGUUGUACAACUUUCAUUAUACUGUACUUGCUAGUUUUUUUGCCUUACAAAUUAGAAUGCGUUUUAAUGUUUGGCAAAUGAUCAGUAUCUACCCCAGGCCACUGUAGCAUCAUAGACUCUAAUACAAAUCUAGGCUUCGAAACUGACAUCAGACUUUUUUUUUUUUAAAUUUUCAAAAUCAACAAUUUCCUUUC
Molecule: messenger RNA, 1670 nt
Organism: Cicer arietinum (chickpea)
Lineage: Eukaryota; Viridiplantae; Streptophyta; Magnoliopsida; Fabales; Fabaceae
Product: acetolactate synthase small subunit 1, chloroplastic-like
Biological process (GO): L-valine biosynthetic process
Cellular component (GO): cytosol
Molecular function (GO): acetolactate synthase activity; acetolactate synthase regulator activity
Source: RefSeq, a predicted model, not a curated record